Synchiropus splendidus (mandarinfish) is the source of this 2405-nucleotide messenger RNA. RefSeq lists its product as uncharacterized. NCBI's taxonomy places the organism in Eukaryota, Metazoa, Chordata, Actinopteri, Syngnathiformes, Callionymidae. Bases 80 to 1750 code for a protein of 556 amino acids. The record is from RefSeq and is a predicted model, not a curated record. The transcript has 8 exons.
UCCAACAGAAAAGUUCUGUUCAAUAGAAUCUCUUCUUAAAAGCCAGCUGAAAUUCAAACACACCACUGAACCUUACUGGAUGGAGCAGAUAUCAAAGCGAGAGAACGUUGAGAUGUUCUCCACAAUCCAACUAAGCGAUCUUGAAAAUAAUUCCAUUUUGGCAGCACCUUCAACUUCCACUACUUUGCACAGUAAGCCGCCUAGGCCAGGAUCCCCAAUAAACACCUCACAUGCCAAACAACACAGCCAAGAUGGCUGUCCGAGUGAAGCCACCUCAGCGGAUGCCAGUGCAUGGAGUCCUUCUGAAGGUCAAAAAGUGCCCCGACAAGAAGAGGGUGGAACAGAAGGGCCAGGAAACUCAUUUGGAAGUCCAGCAAAUCCCCCAGAUGGUCUUAGCAGAAUGCCCUUUGGAACCUUAGUUGCAUCCCCAGGAGCAAUGAACAUACACACAGGGCAUAUGGUAUAUGACAGUCCAACAUUCAACCCUUAUGGCCAAAUUCAGGCUCAUCCUGGAACAAUGAUGGCCUCUGGUGGUCAAAUCAUGCCUCAUAAAGGUCAAAUAAUGGCUCUAAACCGUCCACUGAUUGCUCCUCUUGGAACAAUGAGGGACCAUACGGGACAAAUAAUGACGCCCGAUGGUCAAAUUAUUGUUAAUCCGGGACAAAUAAGGGCUCACUCUGGGCCAACGAUAGCCCACCCUAAUACCAUAGUGGGUCCUGCCGGCUCAUAUUUAGCCACUUCCGGGGCCAUAAUGGCUCAUCAUGGGCAAAUAGUGGAUCCUCUUGGACUAGUGCAGACGUACAGUGGACCAAUACUGGCGUCAUCUGCGCCCAUGAUGAUCCACCCAGGACAGGUGAUGCCUCAUCUUGGUCAAGUCAGGGCCCCUCCUGGAUCAAUCAUAACCAACACUGGUUUACUCAUGGGUCCUGAUGGCCAAAUACUGAGUACAACGGGACAAAUAUUAAAUCAAGGUCCAAUAAUGAUUCCGCCGGGAAGAAUCCAAGCCAAAUCUGGAUUCUACUUCAUCCAAACACAGCCUCAGCAGAACUGCAUGAAUCCCCCAAAUGUGGUACUCGAUCAGGGCGACGGGGCCCAGAUGAUGCCUCUGGAGAAUGUGGUCAUGAAGCCUGCACACGCACCUGGUCAGACUGUGUGUAACGUCUCAGGAGUUCCUGACAGCAAUGGUUCUACUUCACACAUCGCAUCUGUUCAAAAGAAAAGGAAAGAGCGAGAAAAUGAACUAGACACAGAGAAGCCAAACAUCCUCCACAACAAAAAUAAGGAAGGUAAUAAGAAGAUGUACCGCAUGAAUGAUUCAGACAGCAGUAAACCACAGUCAACUCAGUCAAGCCCGGCAGUUAGUGAUGAAGAGAAUGAAGAUGACCUGGACCAGAUGGCGGAGGGGUAUGAAUCAGGUCUUGAAGUCAACAAAAGGGUUAACAAAAUAAAAAUGGAACUGAACUGUGACUCAUGUCUCAGGACAGUCUGGAUUCUUCUCCAGGAAAAGACUAACUCACUAUAUAUAUAUAUAUAUAUAUAUAUAUAUAUAUAUAUAUGUUGUCACAUUUGGCCAGUGCAGAUAUCGUGUAAACAAACACUGAGAUCAAGACUGACAACUGACGGUGGUGGAUUCUACUAUCAUUCCGUCUCUGUAUGCUGGUGUAAAUUAUUUUCUCGGACACUGAACUUUUCUCAAUCAGGUCUUAAAGUCACAUUAAAGUCCGAGCGAAUACAUUGGCUAUGUUCUUAGUGAAGUGUUUUGAAAGUGUGUGAUGAACCGUAAAUAACGUCUUCGCCUGCACUUUAAUGUGAAUAUGCGUUGCUCUUUGUGCGUUCAAUAUAAAGCUUGCUAUUAAUAGUUUUGCAAAAUAUAAUCGGCGCUGAACAGUGACGUCACUGGGAGAGCAAUGCGCUGUGACUUCUGAAUGUAUUUUUAUAUUGUUAUGUCUGUAUUUUAGCCCAGACAUCAAUGGUGAGCUUGUUUCCUGCCAGUAAAUUUAAAAGGUAAACACAUCUGUUGUCAUCGGAAAAUGGCCCUGCCUCAAGAAAAUUUCAACAGUUUCAAACAGAUUCUGCUUUAGUGGGGUUCAGUGUGCUCUUCUUUUGUGUUGCUGUUUAAUGUUUUGCUGUUAGGAAUAUGCAUGGAGAAAGCAUUAGCAGAUAGGGAAGCAUUACUAAAGUCAGAGGGCUGCAUGUGGCUCCCAGGACUUUGCCCAGGUCUGAUCGAUAUGUUGCAUCCGACAAAGAUGAUCUUCAAAUCAUAUCGUCCUUAUUUCAAAUAAUUUUGUGCAGCUGACAGUUUCUACCAGACUACACUACUCAUUUACGAGUAGUUUGAUUUUAGUGAUGUUGCAUUGCAUGCAAGCUCAUGACUUUGGUCUGACACAAUCCUCCCAAAAGUCAAC